GAGCGGCGCGGGCGGGGAUGGCGCGCCCUUGAGCGGUGGGGCGUGCGCCGACCUGCCCCUUCUCCUGCCGGCUCUUCCUCUUGAGGCUAUGGAGACGGUGCAGCUGCGCCAUCCGCGCCGGCAGCUAAGGAAGUUAGAUGAAGAUAGCUUGACGAAACAACCUGAAGAAGUGUUCGAUGUGCUAGAAAAACUUGGAGAAGGGUCCUAUGGCAGUGUAUUCAAAGCUAUCCACAAAGAAACUGGCCAAGUUGUUGCAAUUAAGCAAGUUCCUGUUGAGUCUGACUUGCAGGAGAUUAUUAAAGAGAUAUCCAUAAUGCAACAGUGUGAUAGUCCUCACGUAGUGAAAUAUUAUGGCAGCUAUUUUAAGAACACGGACCUCUGGAUAGUCAUGGAAUAUUGCGGUGCCGGAUCUGUGUCUGAUAUUAUUCGACUGCGAAAUAAAACGUUAAUGGAAGAUGAAAUUGCUACAAUAGUACAGUCAACACUCAAAGGACUUGAAUACCUGCAUUUCAUGAGGAAAAUACACCGUGACAUCAAAGCUGGCAACAUAUUACUCAACACUGAAGGACAUGCUAAACUUGCAGAUUUUGGGGUAGCAGGCCAGCUUACAGAUACCAUGGCGAAAAGAAACACUGUGAUAGGGACUCCUUUUUGGAUGGCACCUGAAGUGAUCCAAGAAAUUGGAUACAAUUGUCUGGCAGACAUCUGGUCUCUGGGCAUUACUGCUAUAGAAAUGGCUGAAGGGAAACCUCCGUAUGCUGAUAUUCACCCAAUGAGAGCCAUUUUUAUGAUUCCAACAAAUCCACCUCCAACGUUCCGAAAGCCAGAAUUAUGGUCAGACGAAUUCACAGAUUUUGUCAAGCAGUGCCUUGUGAAGUGUCCGGAAAAAAGAGCCACAGCCACCCAGCUGCUUCAGCAUCCAUUUGUAAAGAAUGCCAAAGGAGUUUUCAUUCUGCGAGACCUGAUAAAUGAGGCAAUGGAUGUUAAACUGAAAAUUCAGGAAGCUCAACAGCGUGAGAUGUAUCACGAUGAUGAAGAAAAUUCAGAAGAAGAUGAAACUGAUUCUAGGACCAUGGUGAGAGCAAGGGGACAAGAAACUGGAACAAUCAGAGCUGCUUGUGGAAUGAGUGAUGGCAUCAAUACAAUGAUAGAAUACAAUGACACCUUAGAGUCACAAUUGGGAACAAUGGUCAUAAAUACAGAAGAUGAGGAGGACGAAGGGACAAUGAAGCGGAGAGAUGAAACAAUGCAGUCUGUCAGACCAUCUUUCCUUGAAUAUUUUGAACAAAAAGAAAAAGAGAAUCGGAGAAACAACUACGGGAGGCAGGUGUCUGAAAGAUAUUCCUCAGAUUGGAGAGUACCUCAGGAUGGUGAUUAUGAAUUUUUGAGGAACUGGACCGUUGAAGAACUUCAAAGGAGACUUGGGGCACUUGAUCCCAUGAUGGAGCAGGAGAUAGAAGAAGUUCGCCAAAGGUAUCAGUCAAAAAGGCAGCCAAUUCUUGAUGCCAUAGAGGCGAAGAAAAGACGCCAGCAGAACUUCUGAGGGAGCUUGGAAGUAAACUAGAUGACCAUCAUCCCUAACAAUAAACUUGCUUCUACUACUACUGUGUAGGUGGAUUUCUGUUUUAAUUGUGUUAGCAAAAGCAGGCUAAUGUCUGCUCUUCAUUUUACUGUAGCACCUUCUUGAACUCAGGAACGCCAUUGUGUGGAGUCCUUGUGAACAGAUUUUGAAGUGUUUCAAUGUUAGAUGCAUUUUAAGUAGAUUGCAUGUUGCUUGGGAGGAGUCCUGUUAAUGUUUACAGCUAGUCUUUUGGUUUAUGAAUCCACAAGACAAUUGGAAGUGAACUAAAGAAUGUUGGCCCUUAGGCUUUCAGUCAGUUUCAUAGGUCUGCAUAUGAGUUCAGUCUGCACUGUGAUCUUGAACUACUUCAUUUAUGUGUGAAAGUAAAAUGAGACUUCUUGCUGGAUGAAUUUAUGUUGAUGUGCAAGGAAUGCAAAGUACAGAAUCCUUGAAAGUGUUUGUGAAACAUAUUUCUCUAGUCACUUAAGUUGAUCCAAGAAAAGAUGCAUCAUUUAACUUUUUCUGUAUUGCCUAUUUGCAGUAACAGCUGUUUAUUAAACUACUCUUUCUUUUAUCUUUACCCUAUUAAUGUUUUAAUGGAAUUUUGGAAACAGUUUUAAAAGGAAAAAUAUUUCACUGCCAAGAAUAUGCAAUCUGUUCUUGUAUUUGAAAUGGAAUAUAAAUUUCUUUUUCCCGUCCCUUCCAAAAGCCUCUAAAAGCCCCAUGCCUUACAUUGACCUUUGUAAAGAAUUCUAUUUCAAGCUUGCAUUUCUGGCAUUUCUACUGUGUAUGUAACUUGAAGUGACUGAUGAUACCUUUUGAAUGAUUUCUUGGCAUUUUUAAUGUGAAAGCAAUCCCUUGCUCAAGAUAACGUGAAUCCUACAACCUUUAUAUUUUUUCAGAAUCCCUUACAGCAAAGGAAUGUCAAAGUACUGCAGCUCAGGAAAUUAUAAACUUCCUUGAGAUAGCAAAAGGUUUAAAAUAUUUAAGGAAUGAUAAACAUUUAUGGACUUGGCUAUAUUUGGCAUAAUUUGCCUGACACUUCCAGUAUUAGUUUUAAAUUUAACCUGGUAUGUAUUUUCAGGUUAUUUGGAAAGGUUAAAGAUGUCAGAUUAAAAUAAAGUUAUGGUGACCCAUAAGAAUACUAUCAAAAUGCCCUUUUAGUCAAACUUGGAUGUGGCAAGUUUAAUAAAGCAGUAGUAUUUCAGGGAACUGGAACUCUACUAAAGAAAAUGAGAAAUGUACAAGAAGAUGUCUGAAGGCUUGUGCAGUUCUCAGUACUCUUAGAUUUUCACAGGUGAAGGUUUUAGUGGAUUGUGCUUGUGACUAAUUGUGGUCUUCCUGGUUUUCAAAAGUAUAAACAGCAUUGCCUCUUCUCCCAGUUUUCAUAACAUGUAUGAAAAGAAUGGAAUAGCUGCACUUCAGAGAGGAUUCUUUGCAGAUGCGAGUGCUUCAUCAUGUGACUAGGGAGUCUGAUAGUCUUCUGGUCUUGCAGCACCUUGUUCACAUGGCCUCUUGACAUCUGGAAGGUGCAUGGGAAGAGUGUGGCUCAAAGGUCACAUUUGUGCAUGGAAGGCUGUGCAGGUACUUUGGAUGCUGGAUAAUGUCUACCAUUAUUGACUCUGCAACUUGAUAAACGUGCACUGGAAUAAAGGCAGAAGUGUACAAAUCCGAUCUACUCUUGCUGUUCAAGGCCUGAAAAUAUACGCAGGAGCCCAAGUAUAAUUUGAACUCCACCAGAUUCUUCUCCCUAUCCAACUCUACUGUACUGCUGAAGCAGAGGUCCUUAUUUACUGUAUAACUUCUACUCUGCUGUUAUCCAUGCAACAGUCUAAGUGUGGAUUCACCAUGCAUUCUUUCCAGACAAGUACACACUUUUUUGUGAAGCAAUCUAACCUCCAAUUUCAAAAAGAAGUAGAAAAUUAAAGAGACGAUCAAGUCUUUCCUACUGCUAGUGAGUCUGAUAAUUGUCAAUGGAGCCUAGGUCUUUUCAGCAUUAAUGCUGUGGAAUUUUGCCUGCUACAAUGUAAUGGUUAAGACUACUGAUGUUCGUAAGAUCCUAGUCAUUAUUAACUUGGGCUUUGCUCUGAGUUAGAAGUACUAAAAAAGCCAAACAGCUGUUUCACUGAAAACAACAUACAAGUCAUAGAACUUUGAUGGAAAGAGAAGCAUUGAAUAAUAAACCAAAGUAUCUUCUAUAUGAAGCCAUUCCAUUCAGAUACUGGGCAACUACCUAUUCUUGACAUGGUGUUGCUUAAUGGAACAACAGUUUUGAACAAACCCUAUUAAGACAAGUCAGCUUGAAAUACAAGCCAGCCUUUUUAAGAUAGGUUUUCUGGUGAUAGUUAAAACAUUCCAGCAAAUAGACAUCAACCAUGGAGACUAAAAAGCUGUUCACUCACCAUGGAAUAUGCCAAAGUAAGGAGGUGCUAUCUGCAGAACAAAUGACUUUGGUACCAUUCAUUCCUUUUGUAUCCCUGCAUGUGAUUUCCCUGUCUUUUCAAUACAGUUGCCACCUAUACAAACAAGGUGGUGGUGUGUGUGUGGGGGGGGUGGGGGCUUGAGUAAUGGAUGAAGCCAAAUGGCUUCCGAAGUGAGAACAUUUUACCUCUGGUUGUGAUGCUUACACAGAAUGUGACUUGUACAUGGAUCAAGUUGAAUAUGUUGCUUUAGCUAGGAAUGCUUACCUCUUCCUGUACCAUAUGUGCCACUGAUUCUCUUCCUCCACACUCCUCCAAACUGGUGGUAGGGAAAGACACAUGUUCAAUAUGUGUUGAGCUAGUGAAAUUCCUGUCAACCUGUAGUGAAAUGAAACUUUUUGCUGUGGAAAAAACCCAGCAGUCUCAGUAACUUAUUUCCUAACCCUCCUCCUCCCUGCACCCACCAAACAAACUAGAUGAGGACAAAGGAAGGACAUGCUUUCUGCUCUUGUAGUGUAGCAUGAAAAAGCCAACUUUGUCAAAUUCAGUAACUUCUUUCUAAUUACCAGACUCCAUUUCUCAUUUCAUUUUGGAAUCUUCUGCAAGAAUACAUCGCUUCAUCUGUCAUCUGGACUGUAAUUUCAGAGACAUCUCCUGAAGGAAUAGUGCCCAGCGCAAACAGUAUUAGAUCAAAUAUUCAUAUGCUUUUUCACACAGUUGAUGGUCCCAUAUUGCCCAGCUAGAAGCAAAUCUAAAUUAGCUGCCACAUUUUCUUUUUGCAGUCAUAAAUCAAAUGCCUGGUGUCAGUUCCGUGAAAGACUUAAUGUGGAAUUAGUAGCUUUAAUGAUUUGUAAUAAUUUAGCUCAUCAUACAACUGUAACUUGAAAUCUGAUUUGUAGAAAUCUGUUUUGUAUAUAAUAUUGAAUCUUUAGCUUGUAUAUGUACAAAAAUAACUUUUUAUUACAUUUGUGAGUUUGAUACACAAAGUUUUGUUUUGGAUUUUAAACAUCUUGCCUUAUGUGUUCAAAAGGGCAAAAUAAAUUGCCCUAAUAAUAAAAGUGUUUUUUUUAUGGUA
This is a messenger RNA of Varanus komodoensis (Komodo dragon), 5056 nucleotides long. RefSeq names its product serine/threonine kinase 4 (gene STK4). NCBI's taxonomy places the organism in Eukaryota, Metazoa, Chordata, Lepidosauria, Squamata, Varanidae. Gene Ontology annotation, molecular function: ATP binding; protein serine/threonine kinase activity. Gene Ontology annotation, cellular component: cytoplasm. Bases 89 to 1543 code for a protein of 484 amino acids. Gene Ontology annotation, biological process: protein tetramerization; intracellular signal transduction; protein phosphorylation. The record is from RefSeq and is a predicted model, not a curated record. The transcript is spliced from 11 exons.